UUCCCAACUCACCAAUAAAGCAAAACACUCAAGGCGUUGCAAUUUGCAAAGCUCUCUCACCUUUCCACAUCCGACGCUAAACACUGAAAAGGAAACCUAAAUCCUCCUUCUCACUGCGACAGUGACGCAAAACGUGAACUAGCCUAGGCUGUGUGAGCCAAUACUUAUUGCAAACCCAUUUGGAACAAGUUGCUUACAAAUCAGAAUUUUGGUCAAAUUGUUGCAAGUUGUUUCGAUUGUCCAGUUGGGUUUGUUGGAUAACCAGAGUUGUUCCCAUUUGGUGGACUAAUGACGGUGCCGGCACAAGAGGUUAGAGUUGAAAACUGAUACUCUGGGAGGAUCAUUAAAAACCAGAAAGUGAGAUUGGAUAAGAGAAUGGACAUUUAAGAUUCUAUCGUAUGGUUACUGUAUUGGAUACAGUUGAAGGGUUUUUACACAUUGUGGUAUAUGGGGACUCCAGAAGCAGAGUAUGCUGCAUUUGAGGAGAAGGUCAAACGAACUGUUUACCUUGAUAAUAUCUCACCACAGGUCACCGAUAUUGUUGUGAGAACUGCUCUUUCUCAGUUUGGGACUGUGAAAAAUGUUCAGUUCAUUCCAGACUACUUCAAAUCAAGGAACAUCGCACAGUGUGCACUGGUGGAGAUGGAGAACCCUAAACAGGCUGAUGCUAUUGUCUCAGAGAUAGCUCAAUUCCCAUUCAUGAUGGCGGGGAUGCCAAGGCCUGUGAGGGCAUGUCCUGCUAAAGUGGAGAUGUUUGAUGAUCGCCCUACAAAGCCUGGAAGAAAUAUAUCUUGUCGUUGGUUGGAGCCAAAUGAUCCUGAUUUUGAAGUGGCACAAAAACUGAAGCGUCUUACUAAAAAGCAUGCUGCUGAAGCGUCAUCUUUGCUCAAGCAACAACUCCAGGAAGAAGAGAAUCUUGCGAAGCAGCAGAAUGAGGCUCUUAAAGCAAAUUAUAAGAAGUAUGAAAUGAUAGAUAGUGUGAUAGCUGAUGGAACUGCUCGUCAUUUGGCAAAACGUUAUAAAAUGAGAAUAGCAGAUGACUGAUAGGUUUUUUUGUUGAGGUUCUCCCUCAAGAAAGUUUAGUAAAUUUGUAAAAAA
Molecule: messenger RNA, 1098 nt
Organism: Prunus avium (sweet cherry)
Lineage: Eukaryota; Viridiplantae; Streptophyta; Magnoliopsida; Rosales; Rosaceae
Product: ASI1-immunoprecipitated protein 1
Molecular function (GO): RNA binding
Source: RefSeq, a predicted model, not a curated record